Messenger RNA from Zingiber officinale, 1665 nucleotides. Its product is annotated as E2F transcription factor-like E2FE. Bases 89 to 1270 code for a protein of 393 amino acids. Gene Ontology annotation, molecular function: RNA polymerase II cis-regulatory region sequence-specific DNA binding; DNA-binding transcription factor activity, RNA polymerase II-specific. The transcript has 10 exons. NCBI's taxonomy places the organism in Eukaryota, Viridiplantae, Streptophyta, Magnoliopsida, Zingiberales, Zingiberaceae. Gene Ontology annotation, biological process: regulation of transcription by RNA polymerase II. The record is from RefSeq and is a predicted model, not a curated record. Gene Ontology annotation, cellular component: RNA polymerase II transcription regulator complex.
CUUCCAAUUUCUAACGGUCGCCGCCUCAUUCGCCCGUCUUAAACCGGUACCUUCCCCCUCCUCAUCAAUUUCCGGAUCUCCAUCGUCCAUGUCGUCCUCAUGCCCUUCGCAUCUGGUAGACGCUUCCGGCGUGCGGCACCACGCCUACAGCAGGAAGCAGAAGUCCCUCGGCCUUCUCUGCACCAACUUCGUGAGCUUGUAUAACCGUGAAAGCAUCGAAUCGAUCAGCCUCGAUGAUGCGGCUCGGAGGCUUGGCGUCGAGAGGCGGCGGAUCUACGACAUCGUCAACAUCCUAGCGAAAGUGGGGCUUCUCUCGAAAAAUGGCAAAAAUGCCUGCUCUUGGAUCGGAUUUUCUGGGAUUCCGAAAGCACUGGAGAGAUUGGAGGAGGAAGCUCGCAGAGGAAUUUCUUGUCAUAAAGGCAUUUAUGCAAAAGAUGAUUCGGACGAUGAAAGUCUGGACCAGUAUGUAGACGAUGGAGAUGAGAGACUAAGUCAAACUGUCAGCACUACAUUGUCGGCUGCUCCCUUUGACAAAAAAAUAUCUGCAAAAGUUAAUAGAAGAGCGAAAUCAUUAGGGACACUGACGGAGAAUUUCAUUAAGUUGUUUCUGACCUCAGAUGGCGAUACAAUUUCACUUGAUGCUGCUGCAAGGCUGCUUCUUGGUGCUACAACUGAUGCAUCAUACAUGAGAACUAAGGUCCGGCGGCUCUAUGACAUUGCAAAUGUAUUAUCUUCUAUAUUUCUCAUUGAGAAGACACAACUCGAAGCAAGGAAGCCGGCUUUCCGCUGGUUGGGUGCAAAGGGUAAGAUGGAGCCAAGUGAUGCAGUAACUGUUGCUAUUUCACCUAGUCCAAAGAAGUUGAACAAAAGGACAUUUGGGACAGAGCUCACUAACGUGGGCUUGAAGAGGAAUAAGCUGAAUUCUGCAGAGGGUAAGAAACCAAUGGACGUUAAGAUGAGAAGUGAGAAUCUGCAAGAGCACAGUUUUAUUCCACAGCAGCAAUCUGCAUCCAAGAAUGGAUAUUCCUUUGGCCCUUUCCAUCCAGUUGGUGUGAUGAAACAGACUGCUAAUUCUGAGGUAAAGUCUGGGAAAGGAAUUCAACAAUGGGAGAACUUGGCUGCCUCCUUCCGACCAAUGUAUCAAAAUCAAGCAUUGAGUGAACUUUUCUCACAUUACUUGGAGGCUUGGGAUUCUUGGUAUGCUGAAGCCACCAAAGGGAGGAAUGUGCAACAGCAAUUCAAUAAGCUUGUCAAGAAGGAACUCUUGUAGACAAAUAUGAUGCUGGGUCUUCCUUGUCAUGAAAUAAACUGGAUGGGUCUGGUUCGGAUCCUAUGCAUUUUUCUUCAUGCGUGAUUCAACAAACCUAUACAUCCGUUAGAUAUGAACAAUCUGUAUUGGUUGAUUCAUGCCAGCCAGUGAUUCUACUUAGUCCAUUUCCAUCAGAGCAGUCUCUUUAUGCUUCAUUAGGAUCUUUCCACAUUUGUGAGUAGUUAGUCCUGAAGGAUCAUAUUGAAUUUUCAAUAUAUGUUAUGUACCAUGAUAUGAAAAUCCUUUUUAUACAGAAAUGUGUUCCUAUUCCAUAAUUGCUCUUUGACACAACAAACAGCCAGUUGUUUGCCUUGUCUUGCCCAUCAGAAUUUUUAUGAAAUGAAGUUUCUUGUUCA